Messenger RNA from Mycotypha africana, 1356 nucleotides. RefSeq lists its product as uncharacterized. The transcript is spliced from 4 exons. Bases 79 to 1188 code for a protein of 369 amino acids. Lineage: Eukaryota; Fungi; Mucoromycota; Mucoromycetes; Mucorales; Mycotyphaceae. The record is from RefSeq and is a predicted model, not a curated record.
GAACAUUUGUUGUAACAACUGAUUAGACGGAACGGCUUAAGCCAAUAUAUUGACAAGGUAGUAGGGAAGGACAGUAAUAUGGAUAUAACAGAUAAUCCUGGCAAUAAUAGUAGUAUUAGCAGCAGUAGCUCUGAAAGGUUAGGUAACCUUUUUCACGGUGGGACAGUUAUGACAGAAAGCAACAGCUAUACUUCCGAUGUACCUAUAUAUGAAAUGAUACCCACUGUUUUUCCUCUAAUUAUCAAACGUAAAGACAUCAAACUAUCGUUACCUGCCGGGUCAAUUUUUGUCAAUGAUAGAGGAUUAGUCUCGUAUACUAUACCAGCCAGAUAUAAAGACAUGGAUGUGAUAUGUACAGCUUCUAUUGCACGAAAUUCAAAUAUCCUCACAGUCAAGCAAAAUGAACACAUAUGGUUUAUGUCGGAAGAAUUGUCGCCCUGUCGAUACAUGGUAAGUCUAUUAGGCGGUCUAAAGGCUUACGCUAGUGAACUGGGGUUAAGCUCUAGAGAGCUGUAUUAUGGUACCGAAGUCGGUGAGGAUACCGUAGAAAAGCCUCCAUUGCAACUGUAUGUUAUGAAAGGAUAUCAAAAUGGAACCUUAGGCGAAUAUUUGAGGGAUAGAAGGUUGAACUACUUGAGAAUCGAGCCGUUUUAUUUUCUCCAAAUGGCUAUUUGUCUAUUCUCAAUGCUUGCCGAUGCUCACACCUUGAAUAUUGGACUCGUUGACAUUUCCUUAGAUAGCCUCUAUGUGGCAACAGAUGGGGGAAUAUAUUUCAGUGGCUAUCGAUCGUGUUUAUUCCUUCAUGAAAGUAGUGUCCAUAGUAGCACUAGUACAAAGGAUAGCAGUGAUUGUUAUUAUUCAUGGAUAAAUCCUGCCACUAUCAAGUGCCCAGAGUAUGAAAAAUUGAAAACGAACUAUUUGAAGGAAACAGAUGUGUUUUUAGCAUCCUGUAUUUUAUUGAAAUUGGUACAGAAACCAGAGAGUCAAGCUAAGGAUUUGUUUGAGAUAGAUGCGGAAUCAGAAAAGGUUGUCCUUGAUGAGCAAGAGCUAGACUAUUCCACUUUCGAAAAAGUGAUUCCUAUUAUUAAGAGAGGGCUCAAUUACGAUUAUACUGAGAGAUUAUCAGCCAAGGACAUGUUAUAUUGCUUUGAAACAAUGCGAUCAAAAGCACUUGCUGCCCAUACCUGAAAUUUUGUGACUCGCAACUUUCUGAUCAGAAUCCCCAUGUUCAAAAAGAAAAUUCACUUCUCUGUCUAAUACAUUAUCAAUUUGAACUGUUACUGUAUAAAAGCGAAAAAAUGAAUUCUCGCUUGCACAAAAGGUUGUUAGUUACGAUUGACCGUGUUAAUGUAGCUA